GCGCGCCGCGGGGCUGCAGCGGCGGAGCGGGCGCGGUGCAAUGCGAGGCGGUGUGAUGUGCGAUGCAGGGCGGCACCCCGCGCAGUGCCGGGCCCGGGCCCGCCGAAGGGCCCCGCGUCGCUCUUGGCUUUGCCACCCGCUGCUGCUUCGGGGGUGAUUUACAGCCUUUCGGCCGCGCAGAGGGGAAGUUCCCCGCCGAAGGGCUGUAAAUCACCCCCGCAGCAGCAGCGUUGGUGACGUGCCGACAUCCGCUGUCCUCGCGUGACACCGCCCCGCCCGCAGCCGCGCUCCGCCGCCUCACUGAAGGGCUUUAUGUAACCGCACCGCGGCUCGGCCCCUCCUCACGAGCGGCGCUUUUCCAGUCCCACCGCUCGGAGCGCUCGGAAAUGCCUCGCACGGAGAUGUCCCGUGCUGCACAGCGCACGUUCAGCUUCUCGGGGCCGCGUUUCUCUCCCGAGAGCCGCCGGGCGCUGUAAGACCCCACUGAGGGUGCGGGAGGCGGGCAGGGCGCGCUGCUGGCGGCCCGGGGCUGCGUGCUGGCCCUUCUCCGGGCCCGCCGAGCCCGAGCGGUUCGGGCCGGCAGCGGGCUGGGUUUGCCGCCUGGAAAGCACAGGCCUGCAAAGAAAGGCGUCGAUAAUCGGUAGUAACGUCGUUGCAUAACGAGCGAUCGGCUGAUUUUAAGAAGGAACGGGUUUGGUCGCGUUCUACGUCGGAGGAGUUACGGAUCUGAUGGGUCCGGCUGUGGUUCACACGAGCAAGAAGUCACAAAAGGUCUCCUGCGGGCUCAGCACCGCCGUUCUGUGCAGUGAGGGCAGCUGUGAUGGACCACAGGAAAGGUUAAUCCUCUCCUCUGAGGGGACCUGGUUGAGGCAGGAGUUCAUAAAUAGACUCAUAGAGUUGAGUUAGAAGGGAUCCUCAGAGGCCAUCUAGUCCAACUCCCCUGCCACGUGUGGGGACGCACACAGCUCCAUCAGGUGGCCCUGAGCCUGGUCCAGCCCGGCCUUGAGUGAGGGACUGGCCGUGACCCAUCCUGCCCUGAUGUUACUGUUGCUGUGACAGCGUUUGGGAGGAAAAGCGGUGCCGCUCCUUCCCUUCCCUGCAGCCCAGGUUGGCACUGAGCCUUCACAGCCCAGCCGACACCGCCUCCCUCACCCCAACGCCUUCACCAGACAGCCAGGCCUCUGCAACAAACGCCUUUUGGUGUUACGGUUUGGAGAUGUUGAUCAUCCUGCCCUAUUUUUGCAGCACUUCUGCUUGUCAGAGUGCAGGAGAGGUGCAAUGCUGCACCACGUGGAUUAAAUUUGGGCUGUCAUUCAGCAUUCGGGUCAGGAGAGAGCACGGAGAAGGUUCACCAUCUUGUUUCAUACGCUGCUUAUUUUGGACUGUAGGAGAGUAAAAUAGAAAUAAUGCUCAGCAGCAAUCAACAUAAACCCGCUUUUUGCUUACAGAGAGAAGCUUUCAAAGCUGUUGCAACGUUUAAAGCAUAAUCCAGCACACAAAACCAGUCCAAGGCAGUUCAUAUCUACGCUGCCGGUUCGAUCUUUCUUCCACAAACCUGAUGAUUCAGAGGGCAAAAUCAACCCACGGGCAAAGCAUUGUCCAGAGAGCAGAGGUUGAGGCAGAUCUAUGCAUGCUAGCAAGCUGUGUGUCUCCUACAGCUUGCUCCACACCCACAGUUAAUGAGUAAUCGAUGGAAAUCAGCAGCAUGGGUUGCAGCAUAGGUUGAGGCAGAGCCUGUGUGCUCUUGCUGGUGUGGUGAGCAAAAGCCAGGCUCGAGCCUGGGCUGGUUGUGUGGCUGCUUACUUGAUGAAGUCAGAGGAAAGGCCAAACAAUGCAACAGUAAAAGGCCGGAGCAGCAUCUGGAUGAACAUCAGAGGCUGGGACUCCAUCACUUGGCUUUGGGAUCUGCACCCUGCAGCUGGCUGUUGGCCAUCCACGGUCUGCAGAUGUGGAGCAGCAGCUUUGGUUGCUCCGCAGCAGUAGGAAUGGGAAAUCCUCUCACCUGGGAGGUGCAGCAUUGACCCCAGAGGGGAGGACACGGCCCCUCAGAACAGUGUGCUCAGAUCUGGAUGUUGAUUCUGAAGCUGCCGGGGCUCUGCAGCAGCAGUGGUGACCAGGACAUGGCAAGUGUGACCUUCCCUUUGGCUCCCAGGAUAUGGUCACAGUGUGUCCCCAAGUGCAGGCACCACCUCUUCCAUCACUGGGAGAGUGAAAGGCCCACCAUCAGCUGGGCUGUGGGACACCCAGGGGUUCGGGACAAAGCCUGGGCCCCAGCAUGGGUCAGGCAAGGUGAGGCUUCCAGUGAAGAACCCCUGAGCAGUCUGAAACCUUUGGACUGUUUGUUAAAGCCACAGAAAUCCUAGAAUGGAGAAACAUAUGUCUGGAGCAGGUUUGCUUUGCCAAAUGGAGCAGCGUCACAUGCCCGUCCCACGUUCUGCAUACAUGCAGUCCCCAGGCGUUUUGCAGCCUCCGAUAGGAAAAUUGCUGCAUGUGAUCAGGGCUUCGUCAGGUCAGCUGGAAACAAAGCACUGUGCUGCCACAUGCUGCAGGACAGGCAUUGGGAUGGUGCUCAAGGAGUGGCAGUGUUCAGGAUAAUAAGCCCAGCCUAAUGCUGACAACCAGACGCUGGCCCAGCCGUGGCCCCAGGACUGAGAGCACAGCACUGAGGGAUAUAAGAAUGAAAAGCACCAGCACCGUGUCCCGCAGUGAGUAGUUCCUGGGCAGGAUAGUGCUCAGCCACCAGCCUGUUCCAUCAUCCCAUGUGUAUCACAAUGUAAUCCCGUGGCUCAGUUUCCCAUACAAAAAACACAUGACUGCUGGGAGCCAUGUGAGGGAGGCAAAGGAGAACAAGGUCCCAAACCACUGCUGUGAAGAAAAUCCUUCCCCAUCGGUGAGCAGCACCAGGCUUCCUCUUAAAGGCAGAAGGCUGAACCAAUGGAAAACUGAAAUAAAGGAAAAGAGCCUGUUGGCAUUUUCAAGCAAUCAGACCUCAUUGUCUGAGGGAGGUAACAGCAGCCACCAUCUGCUCCUGCUCAGGAAUAACAGCGGUUCUUCCUGCAAGGGGAAGAACAACCCCAAGUGCUGCCUUGUGAAUCCUGGUGCCGAUGCUUCCGUCUGUACAAAAAAGCCAAGGACUGCUCUAUUUCCUCCGUGCCUUUGCAGCAUUUUGCACAGAGGACAGCAGAGUUGGUUUAAAGGACACUUUGCUUGUGAGCAGGCACACAGAGAUGAGGCACAGUUCAGACCAAGUUUCUGGCUGAACUCCAGCCUCACCUGUGGGUAAGAUGCUGUGUCUGUUACCAGCUGGAGGGGAGCUGAGCUGGGCCUGUGUGUGCAGGGAUCCAGGAUCUGGGCUCUUCUUACAUCAGACUUGAUUCAGCUCGGUUGCAGUGCCUUUGGGCUCAUCUUAUUUCCAUACCUACAGCACUGGCUUUGGCCAAGCAUGCAGCAUCAUGUUCCUGCCCUGCGGAGCUCUCAUCUCAGGUGACAGCAUCAAGCCGGAAGCAAGUUUGAUAACUUCCAGGCAUAGCAAUCAAAUGUUAUGAUUGGCGAUGUGACCAGUGCUUCACUCCAUGUUCAAAGGGUGCAAAGACAUAGAAGUUAUACAUCUUUUUAGGGAAUCAAAGCCAGCACGUGAAGUAGUGCUGCAGCUGUGGAGAUGGAGGAGCUGCUCCCAGGGACAACCCAAGAGAUUUGAUUUCUUUCUGGUUUCCAUAUAUUCUGUUUUCUUUGGUACUGCUGCAAUUUGAGCCAGCACUUCUGCACAACCAGGAAAAGGUCAUCAAUCAGCUGCUUCCUUCUGCUUCUCUGCAAUGUUAUAUUUUGAAAUAUAUCCCUGACAAACUAAAAGAAGUGUUGGAGCGAUUCCAUGGGAAACAUCAGUACAGUAACCAGAUCUGUAGUGUACAACAUCUGUCAGGAUAAUGUGACCCCUCGCUGGCUUUGAUGUGAUGGAAGCAGGCUGCAGAGCUCUCCCUGAGAAAGUCCCCCUUCGCCUUCACCAGAUCUUAAGGCAGCCCCAACACAAAGCUUCUCUAAACCAAAAUGAGCAGCGGAGUGGAAACAUGAAGCCCCUUAGAUGGGGAGCUCUGAUACACACGGAGCGCCAGCCGUGCAGGGAAGGAAGGGUUACAGGAAACGUGGGCUCUGCUCUGAGCAGCACACAGGGAGCUGUGCCUUGAUCAAAGGCUUCUGGCAGAGGGCGGCCUGGGAAGUGGGGCUGCCUCCUUCCCAAAGUGAUGCAUGUGGGGCUGCAGCAGGCAGCAGUGGGAUUCCUUCUCCCCCCGGCAUCCCCUCCAAGUAAGGCCAGGGCUGAACUCCAAGGGGGUGCCGCAGGAGCCCUUUUCCUCCACUGGAGGAGCUGAGAGCUGAGGAAAAACCUUGCCCUCUGCACAGGAGAUGGGGAGCAGCCCCAGCUCUGAGCAAGACAGCAAGAACAGAGCGACAUCUGCACACAGCAUAGGGUGGGAGGGAGCUGGAGCCAGCCAAGCAGCUCUUCAAAUGAAGUCCUGUUAUGCUUCUCAGCCAUCUUGGCUCUUGAAAUCCAGGGAAUUCCCUCUCUGUCCCUGUAGCCCUGACUUGGCACCAAAAAUUCCCCUCUCAUGAUGCAAGCGACCCCAGACCCUGUCCCCAUAACACUCGUGACCUUUCCCUACCAAUCCCUUCAGUCCCAAGGCUGUGGUUGCCAAGCUCCAUGUCUUGCUCAGCCCUUUGGCUUUCCAAAUGUAUGGUAACUGUUUAGUCACAGCCUGAACCGCUGAUUGAGCACCUGGGGAAAGGGCCCAGUCAGUACAGGUGAAGGCAAUUCAGAAAAGGAGUGGAGCCUGGCUGCACCUCUCUGAGACCCCAUUUAAGGACUGACUGCCACUGGGGAAGGUUCCCUGCUUGGAGAUCCAUCCUUUGUGGAAACUUUCCUGUGAGCCUAGGCCUUCAGAGAUGGACAGUGUCCUCGUUGAGAAGUGAGGAGGAGCCUCUGCCUGCUGUGCCUGGAGCCCAUCAGUCUCUGAGUGACCAGCAAGGUGAAUCAGCAAAGGAUGGCGACAAGCACAAGCAGUAGUACCGAAAGAAUACCAGGCUGCCAACAAAGGAGCAGGAGGAUGCUAAGAGUGGAGGAAGCCCAGCAGUUCAUCUGGCAGAAACCUGCUUCUGAGAAGCAGAGGAGAGGGGACAAAAGAGCAAAGAACAAAGCAAAGCCUGCUCUUUUACCUAUGGCAAAUGUGGCCAUGAUUGAUUAUACCUUGGAGUUCCUAACAGCAACUGGAGUAGAAGAAACCUUUGUUUUCUGCUGCUGGAAGUCAGCUGAGAUAAAAGAGCAUUUACAAAAAUCCAAGUGGUGCCGCCACACCUCUCCCAACACGGUGCGCUUUGUGACUUCAGACCUGUACCGCUCCCUCGGCGAUGUGCUGCGAGAUGUUGAUGCCAAGUCCCUUGUUCGUUCUGACUUCAUUCUUGUCACUGGGGAUGUGGUAUCCAACCUCAAUAUAUCCAGAGCCUUGGAAGAGCACAAGUUGCGUCGUAAGAUGGAAAAGAAUGUUUCUGUGAUGACGAUGAUUUUCAAGGAGUCCUCACCUGGUCACCAUGCCAGGUGCAAAGAGGAUGACAUUGUUAUUGCUAUGGACAGUGCCACAAACCGUGUCCUUCACUAUCAGAGAACCCAGGGGCUGAAACGCUUCCGCUUUCCUAUGAGUCUGUUUCAGAACACUAUUGAGAAUGUUGAGGUGCGCCAUGACUUACUGGAUUGUCACAUCAGCAUCUGUUCUCCACAGGUGGCUGAGCUUUUCACAGACAAUUUUGACUACCAGACACGGGAUGACUUUGUGCGUGGUCUGUUAGUGAAUGAGGAGAUCCUGGGGAACCAAAUCCAUAUGCACGUAACGACAGAAGAGUAUGGUGCUCACAUAUGCAACCUGCUAAUGUAUGAAGCUGUGUGCUCUGACAUCAUCAGGCGCUGGGUUUAUCCUUUGACUCCAGAGAUGAACUUCACUGACGACAAGAAUCAGAAUUACACCCAUUCUAAACACAACAUCUACCGGGGAGUGGAUGUUAGCCUCGGUCAUGGCAGCAUGCUGAAAGAGAACGUACUCAUUGGGCAGGGAACAGUCAUCGGCAGCAACUGCUCAAUAAUGAACAGUGUUAUUGGGCAGAACUGUAGGAUAGGUGAUGAAGUCACUUUGGAUGGAGCUUUUCUCUGGGAUGGAGUACACGUAGCAGAUAAUGUGCAGAUCCACCAUUCCGUUAUCUGUGAUGAAGCUGAAGUGAAGGAGAAAGUAAAGCUAAAACCCCACUGUGUCCUCUCCUCACAGGUAGUUGUUGGUCCUGACAUCACUCUUUCAGAGGGCACAGUGAUCUCUCUGCACCCACCAGAUGAGGAGGAGGAGGAUGAUGACCAGUUCAGUGAUGAUUCUGGUGUGAACAAAGAGGAGAGCAAAGUGAAGCUGAAAGGUUACAACAAGAAGGAUGUAGGCUCAGAAGGCAGAGGCUAUCUCUGGAAAGCAGAUGACAAAAAUGAAGAUGAUGAAGAGCAGAGACAGAGUCUAUGGGGCCCAGCUAUGCUUUCAGAAGAAGAGAGUGAGUCAGACAGCGACCUGAGCAUGGGCUCUGAGGAGCCAGACAGCCGGGCAGCAUCCCCUCAGCUAGACGACAUCAAAGUUUUCCAGAAUGAGGUUCUGGGUACGUUACAGAGGGGUGAAGAAGAAAACAUUUCUUGUGACAACCUGGUCCUGGAAAUCAACUCUCUCAAGUAUGCAUAUAACAUCAGUCUGAAUGAGAUGAUGCAGGUGCUCAGUAAAGUGAUUCUGGAAUUCCCAUUACAGCAGCUGGAUGCAAACCUGGACUCCCAGAACUAUUUCUCAGCAUUACUUCCUCUGUUGAAGAACUGGACCCCACUGUUUAAGAACUACAUAAAACGUUCAUCAGAUCACUUGAAUGCCUUAUUUGCCAUUGAGGAAUUCUUCCUGGAACACGACAGUCUUUGCACAUCAAUAGCUAAAGUGUUGAUGACGUUUUACCAGCUGGAAAUUCUGGAAGAAGAUGUAAUUCUCAACUGGUUCUCUCUGCGGGACACAUCUGACAAGGGAAAGCAGCUUCGUAAAAACCAGAGGCUUCAGAAGUUCAUCCAGUGGCUGGAGGAGGCAGAAGAAGAGUCGUCUGAUGGCGACCAAGACUGACGUGGUGACUUGGCAUGAGAAGGGGCACUCUCACUGCCUUUCUGGGCUGAGUGGGCAGGGCAAGAUCAGUGCCAGUGCAUGGUGUGUAGAUGUGGGGCCUGACAUCAAAGUGACUGACAAUCCCAUCACUGAUUGUGUUGUGCAUUCCCAACUUUGCCACUUCCCUUCCUCUCUCUGCCUCCCUUGCUCACCUAGUGGCACAUUAUGUUGGAUGGUUGCAGCACAGUGUAAAAACGAUAUGGGAGAAGCAGGAGGCAAUGACAUCUAGAAUCCCUGUGGAGCCUGGAUACACGGUGUACUGUAAGCUAUCUUUUGGGAACUCCUUGUUACUAAUACAAAGGGAGCAAAUAGAUGCAAAUGCAUACAACACCCUUGUAAAUCAAACCAUUUGGGUUGUGGAAGAGUGGUCAUACACCUAAGUUAUUGGGAGUCAUUAUUGCUUCUGGAGCUAAGAGAACUCCUGCUGAAGAGACACUGGCAAGGUUGGUAAGUAGAAGCAUGUGGAUUAGGAUCUGGAGUGCAGGACUGGCAUUCAAGAGUUCCUGUGCCUCGAGAAGAUACAGUUAGUUGUUUUAGGAUGCCCAAGGCACAUUGCAGUCCAGAAGGUGUUUCUGUGAUCUUUAUGAAAGGGAGAACCUUUUGCCAUCUGCUGUGCUAGGAUCUAAAGAAAGGUUGCACAGCGGAGUUGGUAAUACCAUGUGUUUCCCCCUUCUUUAGAACAGGGGAUCGUGUAAACUCAGCUCCCCCAGCAGGGGUUGGCUAAUAGCAAAUGCACACUGCUCAGUGAAACGCUGUAUCUUAGGUGCUAUCUGCCUUUCUGCACAUCCCCAGCUUAGCAGACACGUUGUUUUAGAAGUGUCUGUUGGUUUGUUGAUAAAAAGAGAGCAGAGAUGCCUGGCUCCUCCUGCAGCACAGCAACGCUUGUGUUGCUCUGGGGAAACUGACUGGACCGGCUGCUUUCAGGAGCAGCUCCUGUUCAUAGGUGGGUUAUAAGUUGGGUGUUCUGACCUUGCCUCUGCCCCUUCAGGAGGAGCAUGGAAAAAAACCCCACGAGAGGGAGGGGAAAUACGCACUGGAGCUGCCCACUCAGGAUCCUUACUUGGCCGUUCCACAGUGCCACAAAUGUCAGUGAAGGGACAGCGUUGGAUGCUGGAGGCCGGGGGUGUACUGCCUCUUCCACACUGAUGCUGCAGGGCCAUCGCGUGCACUCACACCACCACGUUGCCAGGAUUGUGCAUAACUGCUUGUUUUUUGACAGUGCAAACUCAGCUUUGUAAAUGUUGGGGGAAAAUGAUAUCUGAGUUUUCUGUAUCUGCCAAUAUUUAAUUCAGGGAGCAAAUAAAAACCAUCCUGGUGAUA
Molecule: messenger RNA, 8525 nt
Organism: Gallus gallus (chicken)
Lineage: Eukaryota; Metazoa; Chordata; Aves; Galliformes; Phasianidae
Gene: EIF2B5
Product: eukaryotic translation initiation factor 2B subunit epsilon
Exons: 18
Coding region: 5034-7166 (710 amino acids)
Biological process (GO): biosynthetic process
Cellular component (GO): eukaryotic translation initiation factor 2B complex
Molecular function (GO): guanyl-nucleotide exchange factor activity; translation initiation factor activity; translation initiation factor binding
Source: RefSeq, a predicted model, not a curated record